AUGAAGCAUUCGUUUCUGUUCGGCCACCUCCUCGUCGUCCGACAGUUCUAUAAAGACUGGGCAUCGGACGCGAACUUCAUUCAAACGUUUGGGUACUACAUUAGUAAACACUGGGCCCAAUUCUUCCCCGAAGAAAGAUCCUGCCCUCCAGUGGUGUAUGUUGAUGUCUGGCCUAUAGCGACACCCAUGGCCUUCUCGCUUGAAGCAUAUGUGUCUAAUCAGAUUGAGCUGGGGAGAAGUCUACCAAAGUCUCCUAUGCAAGGUGAAUUCUUGCGACCGAUCAGCAAUGGCAAAGACUUGAACUGCAUGCAUGGCGAGGAAUGGCGCAUGUGGCGAUCGAGACUCAAUCCCGCAUUCAGUAAAAGUAAUAUCAGGUCCUGGGUGCCUUGCGUCGUGGAAGAAGUCGAAUCAUUCGUGGCUGUUCUGCAAGGCCUUGCCGUUGAAAACGGCGGCUGGGGGCCUGUAUUCCAGUUGGAGAAAGUAUCCGGGGAUCUGGCCUGUGACAUUACAGGGCGUAUUGUUGUCAAUGAGCAGUUCAGAUCUUUAUCGUCACGCCCAGCGCCGUUUGCUCGUUUGUAUCGACGGCAAUUGGAGGAAAUGGAGAUUACGAUGAACAUCUUCAAGCUCAUCUGGAGGGCGACGCCCCUAUUCAAGUGGCAUGUCGCUCGGAGACGCCACACACUAUUCGAUGAGCUUCGACCAUUGAUCUUUGCGAGCAUGGAUAGUACCACGGAACAGCCGUGUACUGUUGCACAAUCGGCCUUGAAGCAGGAUGCGGUGACUACAAUAAAACCGCAGCUCCUUUCAUGUCCAGUCGAUGCGGAUCUCAUUGAGCAAGUGUGCUGCCAGUUGAUGAUCUUCUUCUUCGGCGGGGAAGACGCAGUCUCAAUUGUAAUACCGUGGAUGGUGAAUCGUUCGGCGGCCAAUUCAGAAUGCCUAGACAAGAUUCGUGUCGAACACGAUGCUGUUCUGGGCCCAGACCCCAGCCUGGGUUUGGAUAAGAUUCGAGAGUCACCGCACCUGCUCGAUUCUCUACCAUACUCCCACGCUGUCAUCAAGGAGACAUUGCGGCUGAACCCUGCCACUAUUACCAUCAGGGAGGGCCAACCAGACUUCACUCUUGAAAUCAAAGGAUCAGACAAACGAUGGCCAACGGACGGAUUUGAUCUCUUUGACAGUUCGAUCACAAUCCACCGAGACGAGAAGAACUUUUCACGGCCACUGGAGUUCCUGCCCGAGCGAUAUCUUGUUUCUGAAGGUCACGAGCUUCAUCCACCCAAGAACACAUGGCGUGGCUUUCAACUCGGACCCAGGCAGUGCAUUGGCCAAGAAUUGGCUACUGUACUCUUGAAACUCGUCCUGAUCUCUGUCGUCCGUACAUUCGAUGCCGAGCUAGCUUGGGCCGAUUGGGAUACCGAACAGGAACGUAAAGGUAUGAAGAGUCAUCCGGUAUGUGUUGACGGCGAUAGGAUGUACACAACCGGCAGGGCAACAUCGCAUCCUAAAGAUGGUGCACCCGCCCACGUCAGAACGAGGUGCUAA
Molecule: messenger RNA, 1542 nt
Organism: Zasmidium cellare ATCC 36951
Lineage: Eukaryota; Fungi; Ascomycota; Dothideomycetes; Mycosphaerellales; Mycosphaerellaceae
Exons: 2
Coding region: 1-1542 (513 amino acids)
Molecular function (GO): oxidoreductase activity, acting on paired donors, with incorporation or reduction of molecular oxygen; heme binding; monooxygenase activity
Source: RefSeq, a predicted model, not a curated record